Molecule: messenger RNA, 1599 nt
Organism: Haliotis rufescens (red abalone)
Lineage: Eukaryota; Metazoa; Mollusca; Gastropoda; Lepetellida; Haliotidae
Exons: 9
Coding region: 122-1243 (373 amino acids)
Biological process (GO): GPI anchor biosynthetic process
Cellular component (GO): endoplasmic reticulum
Molecular function (GO): hydrolase activity
Source: RefSeq, a predicted model, not a curated record
CUUUGAUGAAAAGUCAGUGAUGUUUUCAAGAAUGUGCUGUGUUUGACACCGGUGCCCUCCCGGUGUCAUACGUGCAGUUGGCUCAUUGUACAUACAUUUUGGAUAACGAAAGACCGAUGUCAUGAUCACCAUGCGUCGGUCCUUGUGUUCGCGGCUAAAGAAAUUGACCUUCCGAUCCUUCCUCCUCCUCAUCCUCCUCACGACAGUCAUCAUCAACGAGUUCCUCGUGCACAGGAUACAGAGCUGGAGAUGGCCUGCUAUGCCGCACCCAUACAAGGACUCUGAGGAAGAGAUGAGGAUCUUGUUUGUGUCAGACCCUCAGAUUGUAGGGUACCAGGAUGAGGCUCGGUUUCCCAUAGGGUCCAUCACAAGAUGGGACUCGGACAGCUACCUCAGUCGGACGUUCUCCCUGGCGUUCAGCUACACCCAGCCGGACGUCGUGGUGUUCCUCGGGGACCUCAUGGAUGAGGGUAGUCGGGCAACACCCACGGAGUACGAGAUGUACAUGGACAGACUUGAGAGUAUCUUCUACCCAGUCCGAUAUGCCAAGAAGAUGUUUGUUCCUGGAGACAAUGACAUUGGAGGAGAAGGCAGGGACUUCAGAAGUCUGUUCAAGAUAGCCCGAUUUGAACACCAUUUUGAAAACAUUACUGGGAUAGAGCGAGUGGGAUUCAUAGACUUUAUCAAGUUGGACUUGCGAUUCAACCGUGACAUGCCAUCCGAACAACACAAGCUUUUGGAGAGGCUAAAGAAACACUUCACAGCUCCGCUGCGCAUCAUCAUCAACCAUGAGACGAUGCUGCCCAAACUGAAGUCAUUCAUCUAUCCAAUACUAAUGGAAGUGCAGCCUCAUCUCCUGAUGUCCGGACACUGGCAUGAGGCUCGUCACUUUGUGUGUGAAGACUGUUUGUCCAACAAUGGUGACAUGGGACACUGGCCAGUGCACCAGCGAGACCUAACUGACAUCGACUCCUACCAGGACAUCGAUCUCAACAAGCCGCUGGCGGUCAAUGAAAUCAUGGUCCCUACGUGCAGCUACAGGAUGGGGGAGAAGGACAUGGGGUACGGGGUUGGUCUUCUAGAUCCAGAGGGCCAUAUGCAGUACACAGUGUUAUGGCUUCCCAACCGAUACCACCAGCUCUAUGCUUACCUGGUUGUCUUGGUGCUGGUCGCCAUUCUCUUCAUCUCCUGUUCCAUCAUGCAGUUGCUACGGCAACAACAACAGCCACGCUACCCCAGGUAGCAUCACAGCCAGUGUUUUGCGUCCCUCCCGUACGUCCAUCCAACCAGAACCUCCAGCUGUACACUGGGCUGGGAAGAUAUGCUGGUCUUUUUGAAGUGUCACAACGUGUUUGUAAAUUGUUUGUAACAGAUUGCUGUUACAAAUACGUAUGAAUGACCCAUAAUGCACUCUCCUACCCAGAGUUCCUUGCAGUCAGCCUAGUACCUCUCCCACAGGCCAGCAAGAUGUUAUGAUUUGUCACAUCUUACACAGUCCAUUUAUGCACAUGUUGUUCAUUUGUUUUAAUUUUGGCCAGUCUGCACAUUUAGAUAAACAUAUUUGUUUAUCAUUCAUAUAUGUUUAACUUUCAUUGAGAU